UCGAUCGCGUCCAAGAAAAGAUUAAUAUAAGAAUCUCAGCUCCCAAUUACCCGCUAAACUAAUGGAGGUUGUAAAAUCCAAACACCAAGGCCAGCAGUCUGGCACCAAUUUUACCCUUGGUGACGACAAUGUCUCGCUAACGUCGUCAUACUAUAAGGACUACAUCGAGACCAAAACAAUGUCAUCCGAUUCGUCCAGAGGGGAAGAAUACGUGAAACCACCACUGGCCAUGCCACCUCCUUGCGCCAAGAUUCUCCUAUCCAGAGAGCAGUUCCCCACCGCACAUGUCGCUACCACCACCAAUCGGCGAGACUACCGCGGCUGCAGCGCGUCCGACGCGGUAUACCGCGAGAGGCUGCGGGACUUGACCUCCAUCAAGACGCUGCACAUGCAAAACUCGGUCGUGUUCGGCCCGGGAGGGGGCGCACACGCCCAAUUCCUGUCCAGCGCGCAGGAGCAUUACCGCAACCCAGCCGACACGGCACGGGAAAUUAUGAGAUCGGGACAACAGUUGUAGAUGACGUCAUAACCUUUAUGCGGACUGGAUAGGAGCUUCCCCUUUUAAAUCGAUGCUUCAAUCAAAAUGAUUUACACUGGAACAGCCAAACUCCGCACGGAAGACAAUUAACAGUGAAAAACAGUAUCAGCAAAACCUUCAGUGGAGAUUUAUGAAAACAAACGUAGAGUUGUACCAGAUGUGCUUUCCGCGAGGGGAACAAAAGAUCCGGAAGUGAACAUUUAAGACCGUCAAAACACAUACUCAUUCCCUUACUAAAGUUGACUACUCUUACCUUUAGGAUGACAAACGACGCGACUGCGCUACACCACAGACUGAUCAAAUCCAGCUGCCAUGGAGCAAAUACCUAUUACCCUUAUUUCUAAAUAGAACCCCUAUUUUAUACAAGACACUGCAAACAGAAAGAGCGUUGAUUAAAAUCACACGCUGUGAUGAAAUUCUCCCAUCACAGCUUUCACGUAAGGUAAACGGUUGCUCUGCAUCGCCAAACCGAAUGCUAGGUAGGCUGUUUGAACAAAGAGCUCAUGGUGAAUUAGUAAAGUGUUAUUCUCAAGGAAAAUUAGAGGAUAUAUGGAUGAACGCAUCUGAGUAAAUAUGAAUAUACAUGUAAUCUUCUUUUAACUUAA
Messenger RNA from Acanthaster planci (crown-of-thorns starfish), 1143 nucleotides. RefSeq lists its product as uncharacterized. The record is from RefSeq and is a predicted model, not a curated record. NCBI's taxonomy places the organism in Eukaryota, Metazoa, Echinodermata, Asteroidea, Valvatida, Acanthasteridae.